AUGCAUUUAAUAUUUUUCAAAGGGUCGUGUCAAACAGUUUUCGAAGCUGAAUCAAUAAAUAAUGGUUUAGUAACGUUGGCAUAUUUAUUUAACGUGACAGAAAACCAACAUUUCGGUAUUGAUCACAUAACUACUAAUUUGAGUAAUGUACGAACAUUUGGACAAACAGCUAGAAUACCGGUUUUUCCUUUAAGCUAUUUAAUUUAUAAUCAACCAUGUGAGUAUUUUACGUACUUGGGCAAAAUCGAUAAACGUGGAUGCAAAUGUGGCAUAACUCAAUGGAUAGUGUUUACUAAAACUUUCGAUGUUAAUCGUGAACAGGUGGAACAGUUCCGCUGCAUGAGGAACAAGCGCGGACACGCGAUCAAUCGAAAUUACCGGAAGGCCAACCCAGUGCCACCCGGCAACAAUAUUCGUCCGUUUUUGGUGGUGUUGGACGUCAUUGAUAGCAACUCGACAGACGGCGACGUCGUAACAGAGGAGGUGGUGAUGGCAGCAACAGAUGCUCCAACACCUUCCAUUGGACUACGUCAGACUUCGAGAUGCCGAUCGUUGGCCAUCAUCGCAUCGGAAAAAGGUGGCAAUUCGAGCUGGACUCUGUGCGUCAAACCCACCAAAACGCAACUGUUGCGGCGAAUGUAUAACCUGAACAAACUGUCAGUCCACAAGCACUGGCCACCAACUGCGAAGACAAUUGUCAUAAGCAGCCAUAGUCAAUCCGAACCCGAGCAAAAGGCCGAUGCUGAAUCUGAAAAGCAUUUGCGGUCGAAGUUAUCGUUCAAUUACGUGACCAGACCGUCGUGGAAGUAA
This is a messenger RNA of Diuraphis noxia (Russian wheat aphid), 810 nucleotides long. Its product is annotated as carbonic anhydrase 1-like. Lineage: Eukaryota; Metazoa; Arthropoda; Insecta; Hemiptera; Aphididae. Gene Ontology annotation, molecular function: carbonate dehydratase activity; zinc ion binding. The record is from RefSeq and is a predicted model, not a curated record. Gene Ontology annotation, cellular component: cytoplasm.